AUGAGAAACGCUUGCCUGUGGGUUUUCCUGCUAAACAGACUUUUAUUUUUUUACAGUCUAUGGAUUUCUGCAGUGUACUGUACUUUCUCGAGGAAUUGUCAGAACUUAUGUACAAGUAUCCUGGAAGGAGAAUUUGGAAUUAAUAACCUCUGUAAUGUUAGUGACAUUGCUGGAGCUUGCACACAGGGAUGUCAGUUUUGGAAUGCAAUGGUGCAAAUCAAUUGUCCACUGAAAUGUAAUGAGACAUACACCAGAGCAUGUGAGACAAUUUCCUGUAAGUUUGGCUGCAGCCGUGCAGAGGAUGCAUAUGGAGCUGAAGCACAAAACUACUUGAACAAGCCUAGAGCACCAUUUGCAUCUGCCAUUGGAAGCCACAGUGUCACAUUAGGGUGGAAGCCAGCUAAUAUCUCUGGGGUGAAAUAUAUUAUCCAGUGGAAGUACAGUCAGCUCCCUGGAGACUGGAGGUACACAGAGGUAAUCUCUGAAACUUCAUAUACAGUCAAAGACCUUCAAGCCUUCACAGAAUAUGUGUUUCGAGUAGUUUGGAUCAUUACAUCUCAGCUGCAGCUCCAUUCUCCAUCUAGUCCCAGCUACCGGACACGUGCUUUUGGAGCUCCUGCAACAGCUCCUGUCAUUAAAGAUAUUCAGAGUUCAAGUCCAAACACUGUUGAAGUUAGUUGGUCUCCACCACUUUUUCCAAAUGGAUUGAUUAUUGGAUACAACUUGCUCCUGACCAGUGCAAACCAUGAAUUGUUAAGAGCCUCAAGGGGGCACAGCUUUCAGUUCUACUCCACCUUCCCAAACACCACUUACAGGUUCAGUAUUGUGGCAGUUAAUGAGGUUGGUGCUGGACCCCCUGCCGAAGCCAACAUCACAACUCCAGCAUCCAAAGUUAAGGAAAAAGCAACAUGGCUCUUCCUAUCCAGAAAAGAGUCUUUGAGGAAGAGAUACACAGAAUAUUUCCUUGCAGCUGCUCAGUGCCUGCCAGACGAUAUUAUACACCACCACAUUACAGGAAUUUCUGUGAAUAUUUAUCAGCAAGUUGUCUAUUUUUCUGAGGGGAAUUCCAUCUGGGUGAAAGGAGUUGCAAAUAUGUCUGAUGUAUCUGACCUGAUGCUCUUUUAUGCUGGCUGGGGGAAUAUUACGUCCAUCUCAGUAGACUGGCUCUACCACAGAAUGUACUUUGUCAUGAAUGAAAAGAUACAUGUCUGCCAUUUAGAGAACUGCACGGUAGCUGAAGACAUCACUCCUCUUUAUGUGACAUCUCCUAGGAAGGUUAUAGCUGAUCCCUAUAAUGGUUAUAUUUUCUGUCUCCUGGAGGAUGGCAUAUACAGAGCAAACCUUCCACUCUUUCCUGGCACUGCCUCCACAGCUUCACCAGUAGUGAGAUCCAGUUCUCUGAGAACCUUCAUGAUCAACUUCCAAUCUAAGAGACUCAUUUUCUUCAACAAAACAGAACGUGCCUUUGUGUCAGGUUUUCUUGAUGGUUCAGAAUUUCACAUACUGCGAUCACAAGUGCCAUUUAAUGAUGUGGAGAGCUUUGUUUAUGAGGAUAACACAUUUACAGUCACAGAUGGCUCUGCGGUUUUCCACGAGGAGGUCUCUCCAGGAAGUUCUAGCUUCAAUGAGUAUACUGUGGAUUGCAGUUUGGUGUAUCCAGAAUACUUUGGCUUUGGCAACUUGAUUUUCUAUGGGGCAUCAGCUCAACCUUUUCCUUUACCAACUACACCUCGUCUUGUCAUGGUGUUAUUUGGAUUGGACCAAGCUGUGAUCAGCUGGAGACCACCUGAACACAGUAUUGGAACCAGUUUAUCUGCUUGGCAGAAAUGGACCUAUGAUGUGAAAGUGUCACCUCAACACCCGUUUGAGGAGAAAUGGGUUGUCUCGAAUAUUAGUAAAACGAGGCUCACAGUGAAGGGUCUGACCAGCUUCAGGGUGUAUGAAGUGUCAGUUAGAGCUGUGUCUCCUGCUGGUGCAGGGCCGUGGUCAGAGUCAUUUAGAGGCACAACUUUGGAAGAAGCUGAAGAAGAUCCAUAUAUUUUGGCAGUGGGGCCUGAAGGUCUCUGGAAGCAGCGAUUGGAUAGUUAUGGGCCAGGAGAACUCCUCUAUCCUCAUAUAGGAAACAUUUCAGACCUCGAUUGGUAUAAUAAUACUCUUUAUUGGAUUAAUUCCAUGGGGGAAGUUCAGACUUGGUCGUUGAACAAAAGAAAGGGUACCACUGAGAAUACUUAUGUACCUGAUGUCAGAGAUGCAAGGAUGUUGGCGUUUGAUUGGUUGGGUCAAUGCUUGUAUUGGGCUGGCAAAGCAAAUACAAUAUACAGAAAAUCACUGGGUGGGGGCCAUAUGGAUGUUGUGGCUCAUGUCAUGCUCCCAGUGAAGGAUCUAGUGGUGGAUUCAGUAAAUGGCUAUUUGUACUGGGCCACAAUGUAUUCAGUGGAGAGCACAAGAUUGAAUGGAGAGGAGCAUCUGAUGUUACAAGAGCAGCUACAGUUUUCUGGUAAACAGGUGGUUGGUUUAACUUUGGAUCUCACCCAAGGGUUUCUUUACUGGCUUGUGCAAGAUAGUCUAUGUCUAAACCUAUACAGAGCUUCUCUCUGCAAAGAACAUUGUGGCAAUGGCAUCAUCAGAGAAUUUGCAGCAUGGAGUAGUUCAGAAAUAUCUCAAGGUGCACUGGAAUACUACAGUGGUCGUCUGUUCUGGAUUAAUAGGCUUCAGUUCAUUUCAACCCAGGAAGUAAAUCAGAGCCUUAGCAUUCCCUUCUCACAACCAGCAGAGUUUACAACCUUUACCCUUGUUCACGCAUCACUUAAACCUUUGCCAGGAAAUUUGUCUUUUACACCAAAAGUGAUUCCAGAUGCAGUGCCAGAGUCUUCCUUCAGGAUUAAAGGAAAUUCUUCAAGCUUUCACAUCACUUGGAGUCCCUCCACAAAGGUGGAAUGGGGAGAUGUCUUUUACUGCGUGGGAUCAAAAGCUCUACAAGUGAGGACUCUGAAGAGUGAAGGGUGCCUUCAUUCCCAUAACCUGACAGUGCCAUCCUACCAAGUAGAUUGGCUGGAACCAUUUGCACUCUUUGAUUUUACCGUCACUCCAUACACAUACUGGGGCAAGGCUCCGACGACAUCUGUAUCUCUUCGAGCCCCUGAAGGAGUUCCUUCAGCACCUACAAACCCUAGAAUAUACAUGUUACAACAUAACCUACAUAAAAGUGAUGAGAAAGUCCUUGUGGAGUUCAGGUGGGACAGACCUGAAAGGCACAAUGGAGUAUUAACGCAGUUCAGGAUUUACUAUCAAUUAUUGAAUCAGACUGGCACUGCUGACACUUCCACAGAGUGGAAUGUAAUCAAUGUUAAAACCAGCCUGAUGCAUUUUUCUCUCCAGGAUGUGCUUCCCAGCCUCACAGUAAGGUUUCAGGUGCAAGCCUUCACCUCUGUAGGCCCAGGACCUUUGUCUGAAGUGGUAGAGAGGAAUUCAGCAGAUCUUUUCCCUGUCCCAACUCUUAUAACUAUUACUGCCAACCACUUGUUUCUUACCGACAUAGACAGUAAUCAUACCAUGUGGGAACUUCCAGCAAAAACAAAUGUAAAGGACAUCUGUUAUACUGCCAAUGAUGACAAAGCAUACCAUAUCAUAGAAGAUUCUCUUUUUAUUCUGAAUAUGCAGAAUGCUUCAAAGUUUCAGUUUUUCAAAGAUGCAUAUCUUCACAAUGUCACAGCCAUAACAGUGGACUGGAUUGCAAGACAUCUCUUUCUUGCCUUGAAAACACCAUGGAAUGAAACUCAAAUAUUUGUUAUUUAUCUCGAGCUCCAAAAAAAAUCUCUAAAAGCCUUGGAUGUGCAGUUGGGCAAAAGUAAUUCAACUAUAUCAUCUCUGUUGUCAUAUCCUUUCUUAAGCCGCUUGUACUGGAUGGAAGAGCUCGAUUAUGGCAACCGCAUGUUUUAUUACGAUAUUCUGAAUAACACGGUGCACCACGUUUUGGGAUACAUAUCGGUAGAAGAACAGAUGAGGAACUACUGCACCUGUAACGUGGCAGAAGCAGAGCUAGGAAGACCUAUGAGUAUAGAUGUGUCUGACUCCAAGAAUCCCCAGCUUCUCUUUGUCAGAGGAAGAGAUGAAAUAUGGGCCUCAGAUGUGGACGGUUGCCACUGUUGGAGAGUUACCAAAAUACCAAGUUUUCAAGGUAAGAAAAUUGGCAGCUUGACUGCAGAUAAGAAAUUUAUAUACUGGAGUGCAGAAACAAAGGAAUACACUGAAAUUUGGCUACUAAAUAAAGAAAGCACAAGACACUUCCUUCACAAGAGACAAAAUCACAAGCUAAAAAUCUUAGCUUACAGCUCAGCGGCACAAUUGUAUCCAGAUAAAAGAUGCCUGAUCCUAUUGCCAGACACCGAGGAACCUACUAUCCUUGCUACGACCAACACCAGUUUUACAUUAAGGUUGCCAUCCGUCACACCACAGCAGCUGUGCCCUGGCAUAACGCAGCCUACACCAACAUACCUGGUAUUUUUCAGGCAAAUGACUGACACCUGCAGGAGCUCAAGAUACUGUUUGUCUGCUCUACAGCAGAAAACAUUGGAAUUUCAGGAUGCUAUCGCUGUCCUAGACAACCUACAGCCAUUUUCAAGUUAUGCCAUACAAAUAGCAGUGAAGAACUACUAUUCAGAGGAGGAAGUGAAGCCUAUGGGAAAACACACAGUUGGCACAACUCUGUGUGGAGUACCAGAGGCAGUUGAUACUAUUAAAAUAUUAGUUUUGUCUGACACCACCAUCAGUAUAUCUUGGAGUGACCCUCUGAAGCCAAAUGGACCUCUUGAAUCCAUCCGCUAUCAAAUCUCUGUCAAUUCAUUACCUCCUGUUCCAGCGAAACCCUUGCGAAAAAGUGAAUUUUCAAAUGGGAUGCUUGCCUGGUCUGUCAGUGGGCUCCAACCUGGAACAAAAAAUUCAUUCAAGGUUCUUGCUUUUCAUCCUGACGAGAACUGGUUUUCUGAAAGCGUCCCUGUCAUCGCAAAAACUUUUGAGACUCCACCUGCACCUAUCAACAUAGUUCCCAGAAACACCAGUUUCCAGCUAGAAUGGAGAGCUCCUCUGCACAUUAAAGAAUCCAGCUUCUGGUUUGAGCUGUGUAAGUGGCCAACAAAGAGUGACUGGUUUUCUCCUGUGAGCACUACAUGCACAGCAGAUCUUGUUUACACAUGCAACCUCACAGGAACUCUUCCUUCAACCAACUACUUUGUAAGAGUAACAGUAGCUUAUGUUACAGGAGUGAAAAGCACUUCCUCUUCAACAAGCUUUAAAACUAUGGCUGGUGUUCCCAGUAAGCCAGGAGUGCCAAAAAGAGCAGAAGACACUAAAAACUCCAUACAGUGGGAAAAGGCUGAUGACAAUGGAAGCAACCUGACCUACUACAUCUUAGAAAGCAGGAAGCAGUCUGGCAACAUCAGCAAAAUGAAGUCCUUGUGGGAGGUGGUUUACAAUGGCUCCUGUGGCAGUAUUUGCACAUGGAAGGCCAAGAACUUAGAAGGAACUUUCCAGUUCAGAGCAGCAGCUGCAAAUGCACUGGGAGUUGGAGAAUACAGUGACACAAGCAUGAAUAUAAUUCUUGGUAAAGAAGGCAUGGGCACCGUGGGCACCAUUGCUGUCAUUGCUUCUGUGACUGGAGUUCUUCUGAUUUCGGCUGUGGUCUUGCUAUUCGUUUUUGUAUGGCACCAAAGAUGGAAACCCACAAAACAGGCCUUGCCCAGACAGAUAGUGUUUAUCAAGGAAGAUAAAGAACUAGCUCAACUCAGAGGGAUGUCUGAGGCAGUGGGAAUAGCCAAUGCCUGUUAUGCUAUACGUACUCUUCCUUCUCAGGCAGAGGUUGAAUCAUUGCCAGCUUUCCCUCGGGACAAACUGAACUUGCACAAAUUGUUAGGAAGUGGAGCAUUUGGAGAAGUGUAUGAAGGGACAGCAGUAGAUAUCCUGGCAGAUGGAAGCGGGGAAUCCAAAGUAGCAGUCAAGACUUUGAAGAAGGGUGCGACAGACCAUGAGAAGAGCGAAUUCUUGAAGGAGGCAUACUUAAUGAGUAAAUUUGAUCAUCCCCACAUUCUGAAGUUACUUGGUGUGUGCCUGUUAAAUGAACCUCAGUAUCUUAUACUGGAGCUGAUGGAAGGAGGGGAUCUACUUAACUAUUUACGAGGAGCCAGAAAACAAAAGCUCCAGAACCCUUUACUGACAGUGACUGAUCUCUUGGAUAUAUGUUUGGACGUUUGCAAAGGCUGUGUCUAUUUAGAGAAAAUGCAUUUUAUACACAGGGACCUGGCUGCUCGCAACUGCCUUGUGUCAGAGAAGGAAUAUGAGAGCUCCUCCCGGAUAGUAAAGAUUGGUGAUUUUGGACUUGCCAGAGAUGUCUACAAAAAUGAUUAUUACAGGAAAAGAGGAGAAGGCCUGCUCCCUGUCAGAUGGAUGGCUCCUGAAAGCCUUAUUGAUGGUGUCUUUACAAAUCAUUCUGAUGUCUGGGCUUUUGGAAUACUAGUGUGGGAAACAUUAACUUUGGGUCAACAGCCAUAUCCAGGUUUGUCCAAUACAGAAGUUUUACACCAUGUACGAUCAGGAGGAAGGCUGGAAUCUCCAAACAAUUGUCCUGAUGACCUAUGUGAUCUAAUGACAAGAUGCUGGUCCCAAGAACCUCGCAACAGACCUACUUUCUCUUAUAUUCAUGACAAACUACAAGAGAUGAGAGACUCUCCACUGUCCUUCACCCAUUACCUUGAAGUCAAAGAGGCAUCAAAUGGAGUCAUCAACCAAGCUUUCGAAGAUAAUGAGAUUCCAUGUGCAGAUUCAGACGGUGUUCUUUCAGCCACAUUAAUGGAAACUAGGAAUCAAGAGGGCUUAAAUUAUUUGGUACUAGUCAAAGAAGGCAAACAGGACCAAGGAAGCAUCAGUUCUACUGAACUUACUUAAGCCUGGCUCUCCCAGAGAAAGAAGAGAAAAACUCUUCCAAAGAAGACAGAGGCAAAGGAAAAUAUUCUGCAGACUGUAAUUUUUACAGAGGUGGUUAAAAAAAACCCCAACGACUUUUUAAUAAAGCUACCAGAAAAUAUAAUAAGAUAGCAAAUGAUGUGUACCAGAAUAAGACAACAAUUGUGUAUCCUUUAAUUUUCUACAUGUUAUGGUGUUGGGUGCUUCAGAGGAGAUAGUUAAGGUAAUAACACAUGUAUCAGACAAUAAGUGAUUUUACUGUGGUAUUGAUUAAACUUAUGCAAUCAUAUAUGUCUCAGGUACAGACAGUCCUUCAAAAAAAGGGAGCAUUGGCAUGCUGUUUCAAAGAGCUGACCAGCUUGUUCAUGAAAAAAACCGAACAAUUCAAGUCUAGCUUCACUGUGCACAAACAAGAUUUUAAAAAUUGAAAAAACAACAUAAAUGCUGAGAUUCAAAUCAGAAAGCAAUCAAUGAAGGUUGUCCACUGCUGCAGAUGGCCUGGUUCACUAUUUAAUUUAAACAAGUGCUCACAAUCAUCUUGCGUAUUAAGUUGCACAACAAACAGUCCAUGAAUCUGGACAGUUCUGUUUUCUUACAUUUCUUUUACUUUUCCUUUUUAAUGUUCAUCAUCCUCACUUAUUUUUUAUGAGAAUGGGUGAAGGGAGAUACUUUUCCUUGGUGUGUUUGGAGAUCAACUCAAAGUACAUAAUAAAAUUAAGUCUAAAUCAUUACUGAAUAAAACCCAGGAAUAAGCUUUUUGGAACCUUUUGUUAUGAGCAGUAGUUUACAAAUUAUGUAGAGCUAUUUACUGACAUCUUUCAGGAAGCUAGAAACGUGUUAUUAUUUUAUGCAAAUAUUUGAUAACGUGGCACACUGGAGAGUAGUAAUGGCACUAUCUGAUGUCAGAAUGUAUACAUUUUCAAGAUGCAACUCCAAUGAAAUCAAGCUUCAAAAGUUUCUGAAGUGGAGAUUCAACACAGAUAAAAAAGAAAUUUGGACUUUGACUAUUUUA
Molecule: messenger RNA, 7966 nt
Organism: Myiozetetes cayanensis
Lineage: Eukaryota; Metazoa; Chordata; Aves; Passeriformes; Tyrannidae
Gene: ROS1
Product: ROS proto-oncogene 1, receptor tyrosine kinase
Exons: 44
Coding region: 1-6936 (2311 amino acids)
Biological process (GO): protein phosphorylation; regulation of TOR signaling; positive regulation of kinase activity
Cellular component (GO): membrane; signaling receptor complex
Molecular function (GO): ATP binding; transmembrane receptor protein tyrosine kinase activity; protein binding
Source: RefSeq, a predicted model, not a curated record